AUGGGUUUCAUCUCCUGCUCCUCAUUUUCGACGACAAUACUAAGAAUUCCAUCGACCCGUUUCUCAAAGCAGUCGACUGUAGCAUCUUCGUAUACACCAAAGUUUGCUUUGAGACGCGAGGUUAAACCCAUUCCUUCAUUGUCACUAUCAACGUCUUCAAUUAUGGCGACUUCUGUUCAAGCCUCUUCUUCCUCCACCACCAUUGGUGAGACCAGUGAUGGCUUGAAGGUCCAGCCUUAUGUUUCAAUUGGAGCAAAUGAUUUGCUGAUCGUUGGACCAGGUGUUCUUGGACGCCUAGUUGCAGAGAAAUGGAGAGAGGAACAUUCAGAUUGUCAAAUCUUUGGCCAGACAGUAACAACAAAUCAUCAUGAUGAGUUGGAGAAGUUGGGUAUCAAACCAUCUCUUAAGGAAACUGAGUUUGAUGGCAAGUUCUCCUAUGUGAUCUUUUGUGCACCUCCCUCACAAAGCCCAGAUUACGCCGCUGAGCUCAGGCUAGCAGCAUCAAAGUGGAACGGCGAAGGAUCAUUCUUAUUCACAUCUAGUUCUGCACCCUAUGACUGCUUUGAUAAUGGAGAAUGCAAUGAGGAUUCUCCCGUAGUGCCACUAGGAAAGAGCCCGAGAACCGAUGUGCUUUUGAGAGCUGAACAAGUAGUGUUGGAAAGUGGAGGGACUCAUUAUGUUUUUUUCCUGAACUUUUUAUACACAGAGACAAGAGGUGCACAUACUUACUGGUUGAGUAAGGAGACAGUUGAUGCUCGUCCUGAUCAUAUCCUGAACCUCAUACACUAUGAGGAUGCAGCAUCAUUGGCUGUUGCAAUCAUGAAAAAGAAAGCUGGUGGUCGGAUUUUCGUGGGCUGUGACAACCAUCCUUUGUCAAGGCAAGAGGUGAUGGACCUGAUGGAUCAAAGCGGAAAAUAUGAUAAGAAGUUCAAAGGUUUCACCAGCACUAGUGGUCCUUUAGGGAAGAAGCUGAACAACUCACGGACACGAGAGGAGAUAGGAUGGGAGCCGAAGUAUCCAAGCUUUGCUCAGUUUCUUGGAGUAUCCAAGUAA
Messenger RNA from Eruca vesicaria subsp. sativa (arugula), 1053 nucleotides. The record is from the annotation of a GenBank genome assembly. NCBI's taxonomy places the organism in Eukaryota, Viridiplantae, Streptophyta, Magnoliopsida, Brassicales, Brassicaceae.